Molecule: messenger RNA, 3369 nt
Organism: Procambarus clarkii (red swamp crayfish)
Lineage: Eukaryota; Metazoa; Arthropoda; Malacostraca; Decapoda; Cambaridae
Product: protein trapped in endoderm-1
Biological process (GO): G protein-coupled receptor signaling pathway
Cellular component (GO): membrane
Molecular function (GO): G protein-coupled receptor activity
Source: RefSeq, a predicted model, not a curated record
AUGAGAGAGGCGGUCCGGGCUCCUCCUCCUCAGUCUCUCUCUGGCAGUGGUGGGGGUAGGAGCCGACGGUAUUUACUCUAUAUCUCACUCACUAGAAUUCUAAGUCAUUCUGACUUCCUUCAUCGUGGUCUACUACUGCUGCUUGAAAUGUGCUAUGUAAAUAUGCAAUGAAGAGGAAAGAAUGCUGGAUGAAAUACCAGAUAACGAUAAAGAUUAUAAAGUAAAGACGCUCCUAUAAACACUGGUGAUUUGCGCAGAAGAACGGUUCCAGAAGAUCUACGUCCGUUGUCUAGGGUUGUGGGGAGGGGUUCGACACCAGAUCCCUCUGAUACCCCUACACCACCACACCUCCCAAACACACUCUCUCAGGACUCACAAACUUGGCGAAAUUGCCUUGGCAGAGCGAAGGGGGAAAGGUGGAACCAGACACUCCGCGAUAACUACUCUCAGCACCGCUUUGAUCACCAAGAUGGAUUCCACUUCCUCCACGGCCGAGUCAGCGACAGACAAGGUGCCUGAUUGGGCAAUUGUGUUAACUGCUGUGGCCGCCGUCAUCAUCUCCAUACUAGGAUUUUUCGGAAACCUGUUGACUAUCCUGGCGCUGCCCUACCCGACCCGCCUACGGAACGCCGCGACCUAUCUGGUGGUGAAUCUAGCGGUGGCUGAGGGCAUCUUCUGUGUCACCAUCCUCCCCAUCUCUGCCGCUCACCUCUUCACUCUUUAUAUGACCAGCGGCAAGCCCCUCUUCGAUGACAGGGGAUGCAACGUCUUCGUCUUUUUGAGAUAUGUCAAUAUCCAGGCCGAGCUCCUCUCUAUAGCCGCAAUAGCUGUCAACAGGUGUGUGCUGAUCGCUAUACCCAAACAAUACCCACGCUUGUUUUCUGGGCCUAAGACAGCUGGCCUCAUCGCUGCCAUCUGGCUGGUAUCCGGCUUGGUGAUGACAGUACCUCUUCUGGAGAUCUAUGGGAAGUUCACGUACAACACCAGUACAGAUGAGUGUGACUUCGACGACAGCACCCAGUUCGGGGAACGCCCCCGGAAGCUCUUCCUGGUUCUCGGCUUCCUGCUGCCUUGCAUCAUCAUUAUCGUCUCCUACUCCUACAUUUUCUUCAAGGCACGCCAGAGUUCGUCCAAGAUGCAGUCUAACAACAGCCUCUUGAAGAACGGCGCCAGUAGCUCUGAUCCAAGGCUCAAUAAGCCUCGGGUAGGCCUGAGAACACGUGACAUCCGCAUCGCCAGGACGAUAGGGGUCAUCUUCUUGGCCUUCAUGAUCUGCUGCACACCCGUCUCUAUUGCUCACUACUUCGACUCCAAGAUGCACAUGCCGACGCUGCUGCUGCUGCUACACCCACUCUACUGGGCCCAAUACUGCAUCAACAUCUUCAUCUACGUCUUCAUGAACAACCAGUACCGCGAUGCCUACGUCAAUUACAUCUCCAGGUGGUGGCCCAACUUCAAGGAGGUAUCGCGUAAGACGCUAAAGUGGAAAGAGGAGGCUACGAGUGACAACAGCCGCAGACCGUCGAGAGCCGCCACGCCCAACACCUCUUCCAGGUUCAACGUUCGCAAAAUCUCCAAGUGCUCUUUGGCCAAGAUCACUAACGUGGAAACCCCAGGAACCUCAAAUGAACCCCCCGGAACCCCGCAGUUAAUGCCAAAGGGCGCGACUCCAGACCUGGCUGACACCUGUCUGUAGGCAACCCGACCCUCUCCCAACAGCACGUCGCAUUUUUAUCGACGUAUACUUCGCCUACGGCCAAAAACUGUCGUACUGGAAAAUGAUCGCGGCUCGCGAAAUUGACAUAGUGCCCCCGUUUUCUGUUCGGUAUCUGUACUGUACUGUUUUCCGGUACGUUAAGGAUAAAGCACUUGGGUACGAUACUAGGACCGAGUAACUUCUAUUGGUACUCCAGACGCUCUCAUUACGGGCUCACCAUAGCCCGUGCUGCUUGGAACUUUUUGUUCCAAGUAGCGAAUCUUAAACAACAACAACGCUCUCGCCUUGAAAUCCCAAGAAUGAAUUUAUCCUGCGAAUUUCCAGAUGCUACCACAAUUCCUAACCACCAGCUACGACCAUUGCUUACUAUUUUUUUUUACUUGCAUUAUACAUAAUCCACUAUUUACAAGUUUCCCUGUAGGUAUAUAUAGUUGAUGUCCUAAUCUGUAAAAAUCCAAGCUAGGAUUUUAUACUUUAAGUAUAUCCUCUGUAUGAAUUUAUCCACCCAAUAGAGAGUAUUCAUUAUUCCAGGAUUUUCAACCACGCAUGGUAAUCACGUUUAUACUAAGAUAUGGUUAUAUUAUAUUGCAGAACAUUUAUGAGAGGAUAUCCCACAGUGUACUAGGAGGGAUAUAUGCGGGUGUACUAGGAGGGAUAUCUGCGGGUGUACUAGGAGAGGUAUCCGGCGGUGUACUAGGAGGGGUAUCUGGCUGUGUACUAGGAGGGGUAUCCGGCUGUGAACUAGGAGGGGUAUCCGGCUGUGUACUAGGAGGGGUAUCCGGCUGUGUACUAGCACGGGUAUCCGGCGGUGUACUAGCAGGGGUAUCCGGCUGUGUACUAGGUGUAUCCGGCGGUGUUUACAUAGAAUUUAUUCAUUAUAUAGAGUUUAUAAUGACAUAUAGUGUAAAUAUUUUGAAUAAGAUGUGUUAAUAAACAAUUAUGCUGAUUUCUCACUGAUACAUCACGUUAUUAGAAACGGUGUUUAAACCUGACUGACUGAGUGACAUGCAUCAUUCACUCCCGUCCUGUUACACAGAUGAUCUUGUCAGAUGGGCACGACAUACAAGGUUCUCCUCGUUAUCCUCUCAAGCUCACUUCUGAUAGAAGAUAUACACCUCUGGCCAUGUCCUUGCGACAAAUCUCCGUGGUAAUUGAAAGGGAUGUAAGGAACACUAGACUUAAUUUACACACUACACCUUCAGGUUACGUCCAUUACUGCGUAGACUCAUAUCAUCCAGCUUUUUACCAGAAUAUCCCUGCCAAAGGCUACUACACAGGACUGGUUGAACACUUUCUUGAAGUAAUUACAAAUUACUAUCGCCAGGCUCUGGUCAUGACCAUUUGGUCCUGGUUUGGUCAUUAUCACCUGAUUGAUCUCCUUUUAGGUUCAUUAAAUUUCAUUUUUACAUUUUAUAUAUAUAUAUAUAAAUAUUUUUAAUUUUAAGCUCUGGUGGUGAAACGUUUGUUAUUAAGAUGUUUAUUCAUUUUCCGAUGUUUUCAUACAGUUUAAUUGAUGUAUAGUUGUGUUAAUUUAGGAUUUGUACAGUAGUAUUAAAGUUUUGACUAUAGUAUGUAUACAAAAACCCAUGUAAACACACACACUUGCAUUAUAUAAGGAAAUUGUAAAAUAAAAUAAAAUAUCUGAUAUUAAA